AUGGGCAAUAAAAAAGAAGAAUAUAGUAGUUUGGCGGUGAAUACUACGGAGUCCAAUUGUCCACCAUCCCCAUCCACUUUAGUUGCUUCACGGUAUAUUGAUUUAUCACCAUGGAUGAAAACAGUUUUACCUGUAUUAAGUUAUUGUAUUGCAAGUAUCUUGAUGACUGUUACCAACAAAUAUGUGGUGAAUGGUAAUUUCAAUAUGGUCUUUUUCCUUCUUUCUGUUCAGAGUAUCACCACUGUUCUUUUAUUACAAAUUUUUAAAUUCUUAAAUUUUAUUAAAUAUCGUGAAUUUGAUAUUGAUGAGGCAAAGAAAUGGUUUCCAAUUGUCCUAUUUCUUGUGGCUAUGAUUUAUACUGGUUCCAAAGCAUUACAAUAUUUAGCCAUUCCUGUCUAUACUAUUUUUAAGAAUUUGACAAUCAUCCUUAUCGCCUAUGGUGAAGUCAUUUGGUUUGGUGGUACCGUCACUUUUUUAAUGAUGGUCUCUUUCACAUUGAUGACUUUGUCAUCAGCUAUUGCAGGAUGGUCAGAUGUUAGUAUUGCCAUCAACACGUUUGUACAAGCAGAUUCACUUGUUUAUAGUAAUACUAUGAUUGGUUAUUUCUGGAUGGCCACCAAUUGUCUCUCAUCUGCUUCCUUUGUAUUGUAUAUGCGCAAAAGAAUCAAGAUCACUCAAUUUAAGGAUUUUGAUGUGGUGUUUUAUAAUAAUUUAUUAUCCAUUCCCAUGUUGAUCAUCCCUAGUCUUUUAUUGGAAGAUUGGUCUACAGAGAAUUUGAACUUCAACUUUCCAGCAGAAGAACGUCAAGUUAGAAUUUGGGCCAUGAUCUUUUCUGGUGCGUCCGCCUUUGGCAUGUCUUAUGCGUCAGCAUGGUGUGUACGUACAACAUCAUCUACCACUUAUAGUAUGGUUGGUUCUUUGAAUAAAUUACCUAUCGCCAUCUCUGGUCUUGUCUUCUUUGGUGAUCCUGCCACUGUAGCUAGUAUUUCAGCUAUUCUUAUAGGUUUUGUUGCUGGUAUAGUAUUCUCUUAUGCCAAAGCAUAUCCUCCACAAGAUGUCAAAAGAGGCGAAAAAGGAUAAAAUGAAUCGAUUGAUAAAGAGAGUUGUUAAUUUUUUUUUUUAUUAUUUCAGUUUAAUAAAGAUAAUAAAAGAGAGGAAAAAGUAAUGUUUUUGUAUCUACAAAAUGUCUAAUCUA
Molecule: messenger RNA, 1195 nt
Organism: Halteromyces radiatus
Lineage: Eukaryota; Fungi; Mucoromycota; Mucoromycetes; Mucorales; Cunninghamellaceae
Exons: 5
Coding region: 1-1080 (359 amino acids)
Cellular component (GO): Golgi apparatus
Molecular function (GO): GDP-mannose transmembrane transporter activity; antiporter activity
Source: RefSeq, a predicted model, not a curated record